This is a messenger RNA of Closterium sp. Yama58-4, 672 nucleotides long. Lineage: Eukaryota; Viridiplantae; Streptophyta; Zygnematophyceae; Desmidiales; Closteriaceae. The record is from the annotation of a GenBank genome assembly.
AUGGGAACUUGGCUGAAAGCGAGUGCGCUAUCAACCUUGUCGAGUGGCAAGACUGUUAAGGAGCUAGUGGAUGCAAUGAUGACAGCGCCGCGCCAGUAUCAUGGGGGAUUCGCGACGGCGGCAUUUAAGGCAGGAGCAGCGAGAGGGCAGUUCAAGAAAGAUCCCCUUCCACCGGCACCUGCGGGGAAAGAGGGAGACAAGAAUGACACACUCGUUCUAGUUGGGGUGGUGGGGACCAAGCUUGAGGACAAGAAUGUUCACUCCAGGUCCCCUGGUGACAUGUACGGCGCAGGCUGCGUUACUAUCGCUGCCUUCCUUAACACCACCAGCAACGACUACAGCAUUCGCUACCGCAUCGGGGUGAAUACAAGCGACCCUGACGGGCCCACCGAGGUACUCUUAGCCCAGGGCUAUGACGUGCCACUCACGCUGGUCAACGGGGGUGACACGUGGACCAAACACACUGUCCCGGACGCAAAUGUGACUAUCGGGUACAUGUACGAAAUCACCGGCAGUAUUCCCGCGACGUACAAGGCGUUAAUGAAUGGAAUGCUGGCAGCACCACAGGCUUUCUCUGCUGUUCUCAUCACCAACUAUUUCGACCUUGGUGCGCUGAGGGGUUGGUUUGUCAAUAGUACUCUGGCGGGAGAGAACGGCUGCGCCAUUGUUUAG